AUGUUACACUUAAAAAACAUCGCCAAGGCCGUAUCGCCGCCUCUCAAAAACACAAUUCAAAACGACGCAGUCAAUAAUAUCCUCAAAAUCGCGCCUGCCGCAGUGAACGUUUGCAGAACAUACGCGAAUCAUGAGAUUCCAGACAGGCUCAAAGACAUACCGAACAGCGCUAACCCUCGAUUCUUCGACAUGGUGGAGUACUUCUUCCACAGGGCGCGCCAAGUCGUCGAAGACCAGCUCGUAGAAGACAUGAAGUCGAGGGUACCGAUUGAAGAGAAAAAGAAGAAGGUAGCCGGUAUUCUUAACAUGAUGCAGCCGUGCGACCACAUCAUCGAAAUACAAUUCCCAUUGAGACGCGACUCUGGCGAUUAUGAAAUGAUCCUUGGAUACAGAGCUCAACAUUCCUCACACAGAACCCCAACUAAAGGAGGUAUAAGAUUCUCAACUGACGUAACCAGGGACGAAGUGAAGGCUCUGUCGGCGUUGAUGACAUUCAAAUGUGCCUGCGUAGACGUCCCAUUUGGAGGUGCUAAGGCCGGUAUUAAGAUCAACCCCAAAGAGUACUCAGAACAUGAACUGGAGAAGAUCACACGUCGGUUCACCUUGGAGUUGGCUAAGAAGGGCUUCAUUGGGCCUGGUGUGGAUGUACCAGCCCCUGACAUGGGUACCGGCGAGCGAGAGAUGUCAUGGAUCGCCGACACGUACGCGAAGACUAUCGGUUUCCAGGACAUCAAUGCGCAUGCGUGUGUUACCGGAAAACCCAUUAACCAGGGUGGUAUCCACGGAAGAGUGUCUGCCACUGGCAGAGGAGUGUUCCACGGUUUGGAGAACUUCAUCAACGAAGCUAACUACAUGAGCAUGAUUGGUACUACACCCGGUUGGGGCGGUAAGACUUUCAUCGUGCAAGGUUUUGGUAACGUGGGUCUCCACACAUGCCGGUACUUAGUACGCGCAGGGGCUACCUGCAUUGGUAUCAUUGAACACGACGGUGCUAUUCACAACCCAGACGGUAUCGACCCUAAGGCUCUUGAAGACUAUAGAAUCGAGAAUGGCACAAUCGUCGGAUUCCCCGGGGCGAAAGCCUACGAAGGCGAGAACAUGCUCUACGAGAAAUGCGACAUCCUGGUGCCGGCUGCUGUUGAACAGGUCAUCCACAAGGAAAACGCUCACAAGAUACAAGCUAAGAUCAUUGCCGAAGCUGCUAACGGUCCAACCACUCCCGCCGCAGACAAGAUCCUGAUCGAUCGCAACAUUCUAGUAAUCCCUGACCUAUACAUAAACGCUGGUGGUGUCACCGUCUCCUUCUUCGAGUGGCUGAAGAACCUCAACCACGUCUCGUACGGACGUCUUACCUUCAAAUAUGAAAGGGAGUCCAACUACCACCUCUUGGAAUCCGUACAAGAGUCGUUGGAGCGCCGCUUCGGACGCGUAGGAGGCCGCAUUCCUGUCACGCCCUCGGAGUCCUUCCAAAAGAGAAUCUCUGGAGCCAGCGAGAAGGAUAUUGUACACUCAGGACUUGACUACACCAUGGAGCGAUCAGCUAGAGCCAUCAUGAAGACAGCAAUGAAGUUCAACCUUGGGCUGGACCUAAGAACAGCGGCCUACGCCAACUCGAUCGAGAAAAUCGUCACAACGUACGCGGAUGCCGGUCUCGCUUUCUAA
Leptosia nina is the source of this 1662-nucleotide messenger RNA. The record is from the annotation of a GenBank genome assembly. Lineage: Eukaryota; Metazoa; Arthropoda; Insecta; Lepidoptera; Pieridae.